CGUUGUUUACUGUUUACUUCUCCUAACGUGGAAGGGGUGUGUGAUCGGGCUGUAGAGUCUGCGUGCUGUUUCUGCCUAAUCUCGAGCUUUCCUCCACAUUGCGUCGUGAUGACAACCGCGCCCAAGAAGCUGGUCAAGUCCAAGAGCGGUCUCCGCAUCGUCUCCGCCAACAGCGACGAACUCAGUCCGUUCUUUCUCGACGAACCGCCGUGGACACCCGACCGAGAGAGGUCUGACUGCGUGAGGUGCCGGUGCAAGUUCGACCUCAUUACCCGCCGGCACCAUUGCCGGCGGUGCGGCCGCGUGUACUGCGGUAGCUGCUGCGGCCGCCGCCUGCCCCUGCAGCGCAUGUGCUUCGUGGACCCGGUGCGGGUGUGCCAGGACUGCAGUCCGGCCACCCUGAGGGAGAACGACUUUUACGACCGGCACCUCAAGCUGCUGCUCAAGGGGGCCCGCUUCCUCGUGUCCGUGUCCCCCGAGGUCGACCUGGGCUCCGCCACCGCCCACUGCUGCCGCCUUUCCGGCGACCACAGGGUGAUAGAGAUGGAGAGCAGCCACAGCAAGGACUGCGUGGAGAUCCCGCUCACCAACAUCAUGUCCUUCCGCAUCCUCCGGCCCAACAGCCCCACCGCCGACACGGGUGGCGGGGACGGCGGCGUGACUGGUGUGGUGCUGGGCUACAAGUCUGACCACGAGGGCCAAGUGGUCGUGCAUCUGGGCGUCACGCCGGGACCAGAGGCUGGCACGGGGGCGCUCUGGAUCGUCGCCCUCAACAAGGCAUUCCGGAUGAUCAGGAGCCCGGACACGUCGCCUGACUGACAAGGCGUCUUCCCACGAAUGUCGUCCCAUUCACCGAGGCUUUCCCCUGGCCCACUUGUGCCCACUGCUUGGCUCGCGAGACGUCCGUCGUGCUACGACCCGCAUAGGCGAGGCUACGCUCCAUUUCACUUUGAGUAUGACUCCCGCCAAUGCUACGAUUUGACGCUGCCAACGAAAAGGUGCCAGAAAGUGCGUCGUCGCGGCGCUCGUCAUCUUUGUGUGUUUGCCAUCGCCAGCGAGGCCGAUUGCGCGCAGGGAAAAGCGCGGGAUCGUGGCUCAUCCGCCGCGCGCGAUUGAUUUACUUGGUGGUGGCGAACGCAUAAAGGUGACGAGCAGCGUGACGAUGCAUUUUUGGUGCUGCUCGAUUGGCCUUGUCGGGUGUCAGCUGCUGUCAAACUUAAAGUGAGAUGGAUUACAGGCGGUACCCGCUCUGUUUCUUGCUCGCUAGGUGUACGUACUGCUCGGGUGUUGUUGUUUGCGGAAACUCAAGCGGAGCAGUGAUUGUUGCUAAGCAGUGCGAGACUUGCGACGCAUUUAGAGCGAGCUACCUUCGUGCCCUCGGUUGUUUGGUGUAAACUGUUUUCGAGAGGCCUGUGGUUGUGCGGACGACGGAUGGUUCAAAAGUUUUUGUGAAAUUCCGAGAUUUCUGCCGGAGACUCCUCAAUUUUUGAAUCUCGUGACUUCCAUCUGCGGACGCGAUUCGAAGCCUCGUGUGUCUAUUCUAAAUGCC
Messenger RNA from Ixodes scapularis (black-legged tick), 1549 nucleotides. Its product is annotated as zinc finger FYVE domain-containing protein 21. Lineage: Eukaryota; Metazoa; Arthropoda; Arachnida; Ixodida; Ixodidae. The coding region runs from base 109 to 819 and encodes 236 amino acids. The transcript is spliced from 6 exons. The record is from RefSeq and is a predicted model, not a curated record. Gene Ontology annotation, molecular function: metal ion binding.